This is a messenger RNA of Dendrobium catenatum, 573 nucleotides long. Its product is annotated as protein FAR1-RELATED SEQUENCE 5-like. NCBI's taxonomy places the organism in Eukaryota, Viridiplantae, Streptophyta, Magnoliopsida, Asparagales, Orchidaceae. The transcript has 2 exons. The record is from RefSeq and is a predicted model, not a curated record. The coding region runs from base 1 to 573 and encodes 190 amino acids.
AUGGGCUCAGUUGAUAUGAGGAAGCUUCUGGGUGUUUACAAUUGCGAGAAAGAAGCAUAUGAAAAAUAUUGCCAGUACGCCCAUUCAACUGGAUUUAGUGUUCGGAAAGAACAUCACCAUUUCUGGCCAAAUACAAGGUUAAUCAAAUCAAAGGAUUUUGUGUGUUCUAAAGCCGGUUUCAAGAAGGAGAAUGAAAGUGGUACUAAGUUAAAAUAUCGAAGAUCAAGUACAAGAACAGGAUGUCCAGCCAUGAUUAGAUUUUCGGUGAGUAAAGAUGGGCUUUGGUCAGUGUAUAAAUCUGUAGAGAGUCACAAUCACGAACUGGCUAGGCCGGAUGAUCAAUAUUUGCUCCGGUCGGCAAGGUCAAUUAGUGUUGAUAAUGCAGCUGUUUUGAAAUCUAUGACAGAAGCCGGUAUAAGAACUGUUGAUGCAUUUAUGUACCUAUCUGAUGAAGUUGGAGGUGUGGCAAAUCUUGGAUUCACGAAGCGGGAUGCAUACAACCAUAUCCAAAAAGAAAGAAGAGCGAAGUUUGAGAGUGGAGACACUAAUUCACUGAUCAAGUUGUUUAAAUAA